Agrilus planipennis (emerald ash borer) is the source of this 6418-nucleotide messenger RNA. RefSeq lists its product as uncharacterized. The transcript is spliced from 22 exons. The coding region runs from base 298 to 6258 and encodes 1986 amino acids. The record is from RefSeq and is a predicted model, not a curated record. Lineage: Eukaryota; Metazoa; Arthropoda; Insecta; Coleoptera; Buprestidae. Gene Ontology annotation, biological process: signal transduction. Gene Ontology annotation, molecular function: guanyl-nucleotide exchange factor activity; protein binding. Gene Ontology annotation, cellular component: plasma membrane; nucleus.
UGUGCUUUCAAGGCCUAGGUUGAGCUUUGGUAGUGGCGUGCGAGGGGUGUACAUAACAAUAGCCCGUCAAGGUAGAGGUGUAUCCUUACACCAGGUAGGUAUCAAAGGUAUCCCCGUGUACGGUCAGACUUGGCCUAGCACUUGCUCAUGGUAAAUGCGAUGACGAACAGAGAAUUUUGGAACAACUUUUUCGAUUUUUGCCGAAUUUUUGUGGAACGUGAUUGCGGUUUUCGUGAAGUUUUAUGAACACGAGUGAAUGUUGUUCUUGUUUGUGGAAAUUAUUUUCAAUAAAUUUCAAUGUUGAAGUGGGUUGUAAACAGAAAAUCAGUGUCGGGAAAUCAGCAGGCAUCAGAGCAGCAGAAGAGCCACAGUUUGAAAAGAGAAGCUCACCCACAAUCAGAAAAUACCCCGAAACGAAGAAGGUUGAAAACGCCUACUAGAAAGUCCAAUACAAUCGCUCGCCUAGGGACAAAAAGAGACAAAACUGUUUCACAUACCGAAAAAGAAAACCAAAAUUCUCUCGGAAAUUUAUUCUCACCUACAACAGGAUUCAGUGUUCAGAAUCCUUUACGCGAUGUGAGCAAUUUUACACCUUCGUGUUCCGUUCCCUUGAUGAAGUCUGCAGGAUACAAUGCAACAAACAAUAUUUCCAGUUCUUUUGCGUGUGAUGGGUACAAUAGUAGAAAUUGUAAAUGUAGAUUGUUAGAUUUAUGUUACUCCAGCACCUCCAAAUACUCAGUUACCUGUUACUGCAACGAGUGGCUCAAAAAAGAGGAAAAGACUGCACCAACUUUACCAUCUUUAGCUGCAGAAGAUUCACCUUGUAUAUCUAGGACGUGCAAAGUUACUUGUAAUUGUCAGGACAUUCAGGAUGAUUUUCUUUCAAAAAAUUUUACGAUACCAUCACAAACCAAACUGAUAAACAAGCCAACAGAAAAAGAGGAAGAAGACAAUGGUACAGUACCUUUCAAAGAGCAAAAUCCUUUUCGUGAAAGCAGUGCGAAGGACGAUGAUCCAGAAGGAUGUAAUGAUGAUUUUGCGAAGCAUUCUCCUGAUGCAAAUUUGAAAGAGGAUGCUUCGAUGUCUGAAGAGAGAAGAAGUGAAGUAUCUCCAUUGGUUGAGAAGUUCUUUAACCUUAAUUUCAGUAAAGUAAGUGUUGAGGAACACCAAAAAUUCAUCAACAACUCGUCCUUGAUUAACAAUUUAUCAUUAGACGAGAUAGUUAAUGCAGUGCUUGAUAUAUCCACAGAAAAUAGUAUAACAAAAGGAAGAAAAGAAGAUCUAAUAAAAGCAUCUUCAUUUGAAAAGGACAGUGACAACAACUAUAACGUUCAGGACAACGUGGUGAACUCGAACCAAGAAGAACAAACAGCACCAUCAACAUCAACUGGUUGCAACUCAAUCGAUUCCGGGUUUAGCGGAACGUUCGACAGACAAGUUCACGAAAUAGACACCAACUUUAAAUGCAAAUGUAGAAAAAAGAAUCAUAAAUCGAGAAGGCGAAAUUGCGUUAUGGGUUACAGAAAGAAUCAUUGUAAAAGUCGCUGGGAUCGAAGGAGAACUCUUGAAGCAGAAAAUACUUUGAUAGAACUUAACAACACCUUCAACGAAAGAAGUGUAGAUGUGUGUAAUGGCAACAAUAAACGGAAGAGGCUUUCAAACAGAAAAAACGAAGUCAAUACUUCACGCGAUAACAAUUCCUCUUUUACACUAAAACGACAGAAAUGUAUUAGACGACGUAAAACACUUUCUAAUGCCGAUUUAAAAAGCAGUAAAAAAUCGGCACAUCAAACAUUACAAGGGCCGCUAAGUGAAAGAAGUCAGUUUUGUUCUGAUGGUAAUUUUGGAAGCGGGCAAUUGAAAGAAUCGAGGGUUUCAGACGAGAGGAAGUCUAGAAGAUGCUUGGAUUUUUAUUCACCAAAUAUCAGCGAGUCCUUUUGCAAUGUCGGUGGAUCGUCGACUCCCAAGGCGAAAGUUGAGAGUGAAAAAGAGCAGGGAUCCGUCGAUUUGGAGUGUUAUUAUCGGGAUGGAAUGCUUGGAGUUCGAGUACAUAAUCGUCAUACGCAAGGGUGGAUAGAAAACUCAGGGCAAUCUGUUUACAUAAAAAUAGUUGUUAAACCCUUAAAUAAAAAUGAGAAAGAAGACUCAUGUUCCCACAGGACUCAGCUAAGGAAAGAAGUUUGCAGUUCCCUAUUGAACUACACCUUCCAAUUUCCUAUCAAGGACAGCAAUCUUUUAGAAGCCCUUCGAGUAGAAGUUUGGCUGAAGAAUACUCAAGCAAGACAGAGCAAAUUUUUGGGAAGUACCUGUUUUUUCAUUAAAGAUGCAGUUGAAGAGCAAGACCCUGGUUCCUCAAUUCUUCUAUCAACUCAACGGUUUGUUCCUACUAAUGAAGAAAUAAUAGUCGAUACAGCAUUACGAGAAACAGAAGAGUUCCCAACAUCAACAACUAUUCAACGAACAAGAAAAAUGAACAAUAGCCAAUCCACUAAUGAAGAAAUUAUUAGUUUAGAUGAUCAAGACGAACUAACGAAAACCGUCAAUAAAGAAUUGCUUAAUGAACAGCAGAAAGAAGCCGACGAAAAUGUUUUUCUGAGGUAUCUAGAAUUGGAUCCAAUGGAGGGACCAGAAGCAAUUCCCGCUGCUACGCAAAGGAAAGCGACCGGGAAUAAAAGUGGCAGGACGCCGUUUACAUCCACUAAAAUAUUAACGAAGAUCCCUAAAACGAGCUUCGGCUUUUCAGUCGUCUGGACGCACCCGCCUCGAGUCGAGAGGAUAGAAAAGGGAUCGCCUGCAGAGAAAGCCGGGAUGAUGCCGGGAGAUUAUAUCAUUUUCGUUGAUAAGCAUAACGUCGUCAUGAUGCCGGAAGUCGAUAUCUUGAAUCUCAUUAAGUCAUGUGGCAAUCAGUUAACUUUAGAAAUAUUUCGAAGACAUCCGUCCAAAAAUGGCCCAUCUCCUAAUUACCACCAAGCGAAUAAGUUUUCCGGAAGUACUAGCAAGUUACUUACUUCUUCGUCGGCAUUAACCUAUCAUCGACCGUCUACAGUGGGCUCCACCCAUACCACCAACCUUGCUUCCGUCGACUGCAACCGGAAGAGGUUGCAUUUACCCCAAGUCACGUUUAGUUCUGAGAAAACAAUAAUGGAUCCGGAAGAAGCCCGAAGAAAAACCCUGUAUCAAAUAAUUAAUAAGGAACAAGCGUACGUAACGGAAUUACAAUUUGGAACCAACAGGUUUCUGUUUCCCUUAGCUGAAAGAAGAGACAUCCUCAGUCCAAUGGAGCAUAGAAUACUAUUUCAAAAUUUAGAAGAGAUUCUAAAAAUAAGUGAAGACAUUUUGGACAAUAUAGUCCAAGAAGACGGGGAACAAAGCAUCCAAAAUGUGCCGUUUGCAUUCUAUAGGAAAUUAGCAGAGUUCACUACGGCCUACAGGAAGUACUGCUCAGGAAUCAAGAAGGCCGAUUGUGUUUUGGCAGAUCGUACAAAAUAUGCAAACUCGGGAUUCGUACGAUUCCUACAAACGCCUCUUAUUCCGAGAAAACGACCUGACAUCACGGCCUUUAUUCACAGACCUUUACAGCACUAUAGGGAUAUUUUGAACUUGUUUAGUACAGCAUUAGGGUAUUCUAAUUCCAAACAUGACGAUUACAAUCAUCUAGUCAAAAUCGUCAAGGAAAUGCAAGUGACUUAUAGAAAUAUAACAAAGGAGGCUGGAUUUAUGGAACCAGGGGGUGAAGGGCGACUAUUACUUUCCGUUCAAGAUUUAGAAAAUCGCCUUGUUUUCACAAAGUGUAAGCCUUUUAUUUUAAAUAAGCCAGGAAGACAUUGGAUAUUUGGAGGAGAACUUUUCAGGGUAGAAGGGCGAAAUAUAAGACAAUAUUGGACUCUCCUUUUCACAGACAUACUUCUAUUUGCCAAGGUUUCAAGAGACAGAGUACUGUUUAUCACCGAAGAACCCCUUCCCUUAUCAUACAUAGCAGAAAUUAUAUUUACAGUUAGAAAAAAAUCUACUGAAUUUAGACUUUUGGUCCAACCUGGAGGUGCUAGUGCCAAAAGUCCGACAGUCCAUUGUGGCUUAGAUAUAACAAAAGCUCCUAGAAAACAGGGUGGAAAACGAUGCAUAGUUUUACGUGCACCUAACAUAGAGUCCAAAGCAAUAUGGCAAAAUUUAUUGCAGAGGCAAAUCUUUCGAGUAAAUUCUGGAAUGGAGAGCAGCACCUUUAGUAGUCCGUUAGAAUCCCCCGAAGUUCCCCUAAACUUCUCAGCCGCUACACUACAAUCGACCGACUCAUUGAGCAAUCGUCGACAGAACGCUCAGUAUUCGAGCCAGUCUGACCCCUACGACUCACAGAAGCAGAUACACGAGCUAAUUGAGCACAAAUGCAAACAACUGGGCAAGACGGGGGAUAGGGGCAAGGGCACUGCCAUUCAUCUCGAACACUGGAUGAAAAAUCAACUAACUUCAAUUGCUAACGCUUCUCCUGACGAUGAACCUAUUGACGAAAUAUGGUCCGAGGAACAAUUGCGAAAGAGAACGCAGGAACUUCUCUCAGGAGAUAGCGGCAGAACCACCGAAAGAAACGAGAGCAGAUGCGAAAAAAUGGAAUUCUCUGACGUUAGUCCUUCCAAAAGUACUAGCUUUGAAUCCCAGGUUACCGUAAAAUCCAGCCCAGUUGGUCAAGGAUCUGUGAAAGUUUGCAAACAAUGUCAGAAAACUUGCCUAACAAAUUCUAACAAUAACAUAAUGAACAACAAUUAUUUAAACAAUCACGACAACAACGACAUCGAAUGCGGCAAACAACAACAUUCGGAAAAUCAUGAUAACAGUGAUGUGUUUGAAUUAGUCAAUAACGAAUGCGUGGAUAGAAGUCAUUUCGAUCAAGUUCCGAAAGAUUUGGACUUGGACAAUGCGAAUAUUAAAAAUAAUAACGAUCCAUUUUUGCCAAUACCUCGGAUAAGCGUGAACCCUCCCACUCCAGAUAUGAGACGGAAGGUGCAUAGAAAUAACGAGGAUAAUUCCGAAGAUGAACAAUCCUUACAGGAUCAAUCAAGCGAUGAACAAAGCGUUAAUGAGAACAAUGAGAGUGACGACGACGACGAGUCCCAAGAUAAUUUUCCUUCUUAUGACGAACAGCCUUAUCAUGUAUUAAGUAAAUCGAAUCCUAACUUGAGACGGUACGGUACACUCUCUAGUUUGAAAAAAUUAGACUCUCAAGAGAUCGAAGAAGAGGAAAACUCGGAUAGCGACGAAAGCGACGAACAAGGAAUCGAUAAUGAGGGCUUUAAUCAUUCAACGAUCAGGAGCUGGACCUCUAGAGCUGGAGCGUAUGUGUCUGAGAAAAUUGCGUUUUUUGAACGGCUUGGGGAAGAUUACAAAACGGGUGCAGGGUUUUUUGAACGGUAUUUAAAAACGACGGAAGUUCAUGAGGAAGAAUGCGAAAAUUCGGCAGCUACAUCCGGUGAAGAAGUUUGGGGAACACCAACGAGUGGUGGGGAUCUAGACGAUCCAUCAGUGUACUCCAAUUGUGAUGGACAAAGAUCGUUAAGUAUGGACUCAGGGUCUUCCGAAAACGAUGACGACGCCGAACUGAUAAUGGACGAAUUGUUAAUGACACCACCGGUGGCGAGUGUAAAUAUUAGGGGUCUUCUACCCCGUACAACGUUAGAGCCUUUGAUGGAAGAGGACUCAGACACAUGUACAUCUUCUUCAUCUUCAACCGCCGCACAAUCACCACUUUCGAAGCAGGGCAACGUAAAUGGAACUGUUGCUGACGCCUGCUCUAUUGUUGUAAAAAAAGAAGUGGCGAUAGUGGAAAAUCAUAUGGACGAUGCGCGUCAAGUAGUCGAAGGGAAUCCCAAAUGUUUUACGUCAGCUACGUCGGAGACUCAACUGCGUAUUCACCGCUCCGAGAGCUACCGGAACAUCAUAGACGCCGAAGACGAAGGCGUCGGUUUCUUCCGAAGACUAAAUCCAACAUUAGUCAAGAUCGAAAAUGUCAACAAAUGCAGAAGUAUUAGAUUGUUAGAAAUUCUCAAUGUUCGUAAAGGGGAAAGGAAGAUUUACGAAACAUUUCCCACGGAAACGGAAGUAAUAAAGUUAUUUAGCAAGGAAGGAUCAACUUCCCACGAUGUUCCGACUACCUAUGGGAGGCAACCGCCUUUUUCACCGAAAAAACCUAAAGACAAACCAUCCGAUCGAAGAUUUUGGAGACAGUUGAGUAGAAGACGAGGAAGUAAAGCAAUGGAUUCGGGGACCUAACAGAAAGUGGCGAUUGCACGCUCUCCGUUCAGGAAUAUAUUUAAUAAGUGCUUUGGACGUUGGCGUUGGCUUAAGUGGAAGAAUUUGUAACAAGAAAAAAUACUCGUAGCUCAAAGCUUGAAAUGUUCGUUGAAGUUGAAACUUUUAAUCGAAGUUUUAU